Molecule: messenger RNA, 1491 nt
Organism: Emys orbicularis (European pond turtle)
Lineage: Eukaryota; Metazoa; Chordata; Testudines; Emydidae
Gene: VCAM1
Product: vascular cell adhesion molecule 1
Exons: 7
Coding region: 1-1491 (496 amino acids)
Biological process (GO): cell-cell adhesion
Cellular component (GO): plasma membrane
Molecular function (GO): integrin binding
Source: RefSeq, a predicted model, not a curated record
AUGUAUUGUGCCUCCUUUGUAGCCAGUUCCAUGGAGAUCGCAAUAUCAACAGCCUUCUGUAAGUGUUCCACAAGCCUUUUCAAAAUUGCUACAAAUUGUACAACUGUUUCAUCUUCAUUUCGUCUCCUUUGUGGAACCUAUGUCUUUCAGCAAUUACCAGCGUUUUUGGAGAAAAAUGGGACCCCAGGAUUUCCACAACGUCACUCUAAAGCUUUUGAAAUUAAGAUUACACCUGAACGCGACGUUGCUGCUCAGAUUGGAGAUAAACUUGAGCUGACCUGUAGUACUAUUGGCUGUGAAUCCCCAAGUUUCUCUUGGAGAACCCAGAUGGACAACCCCCUAGGUGGGUCAGUGACCAACAUGGGGAACAGCUCCAUCUUGACUAUGGAUCCUGUUGGCAUUGAGAAUGAGCAUGAGUAUCUCUGCAGUGCAUGUUGUGGCGAUGCGAAAGAAGAAAAAAGCAUCAAGGUUGAUGUUUACUCUUUUCCCAGUGAUCCAGUCAUUGAGAUCAGCACACCCCUGAAUGUUGGGGAAAAAGCCAAUAUCACCUGUAUGGUUCCCAAAGUGUAUCCUUCUGAGCGUUUGACGAUGCAGCUGGAGAAAGAUGGAUCUGUUUCUAGCAUGAAAGAGUUUUAUGAGGAAGGAAGCACCAAAACCAUUGAGACAAAAAGUCUGACAUUGACUUUUAUCCCCACCUUUGAAGACAUUGGGAAAGUGAUUAUUUGUCUGGCUGAAUUACCGAUUGAUGAAAUGGAAUUUGAACCCAAGAAAAGACAGACUUCACAGAGAUUGAGUGUAAACUAUGGACCAAGAAAUACAACAGUCUCUGUCACCCCCUCCACCACAGUGAAAGAAGGGGGAGCUGUGACAAUGACAUGUACCAGCUAUGGUAAUCCAGCUCCAAAGAUCUCCUGGACAAAGCGUUCAAUCAGUGGAGAGUCGCAGUUUCUUUCUGAAAAUGCAACUUUAACUAUAAAUAACAUAAAGGCUGAAGGCUUGGGGCUUUAUGAGUGUGAAGGAGUUAACCAGUUUGGAAGAGAGAAAAAAACUGUGGACUUAAUUGUUCAAGUUCCUCCCCAGAAUACUACAGAGUUAAUAUCUCCACCAGACAAUGUUGAUGAAGGGGAAAAUAUCACUAUUAUGAGUACAACCUAUAGUAAUUCACCUCCACAGACAGUCCCGCAAAAGAUCCAUCCAAGCAACACAACCAUCCUCUCAUCACAGAAUGACACCUCUACAGUCAGCAAAAAUGACACAGGCAUACACCAUGAGACUGGAAAUAACAAUGAGACUAGAAAUAACACUGAUGUGAUUGAGAUAGCUGUUGUAGAAAUGGUGAAAGAAACAGAUUAUGUGAUUCCUGUGAUUGUUGUGCUCUCUUGUUUAACAACAGUGGCAAUCCCUGCACUUGCAAUAUUGGUUUACAAGUCAAGGAAAGCAAAGAUAAAUGGAUCUUACAGUCCUGUAAAUGUACCAGAACCAAAUGUUUAA